GUAGACAGCUAGGCAACAGCAAGCACCUAAGGUUGCCUUUGAGAUCAAUUGCUUUCUAUUUUAACCUGUUAACCGUAUCCAAUUAGGCCACCAUUCGUCUCCGUUUCUUCCUGAAUUUUCACUCUUUGUUUUAUUUCAUUUCAUUUUCAAUUAAUCUUGACUAAUAUACGUUUUUUUCCCAGCAGAUCUUAAUCUUUAUCUGUUAAUUCAUCUCUAUUUUUCGUUUCUAGGUUUUAAUUCUCAAAGGUUCAAAUUUUUAGUUAAUUUUGAUCUGACAAUGAAUGAAUUGUAGAUGCAAAAUUUCAUGUAUUGAGUGAUUAACAAGGGCUGAAAAAUCAGCUCUUAUUUGUUGAUUGGACAGCGGAGACUCGGCGCUACGCCGUCAAUGCUCAAUUAGUGAAAAACAUGGGCACGGUUGAUGUGAUCAAAUGUUGCCUCGAUUCCAUCAGACAAAUAUCAGAUGAUAUUAAAGAUGCCAUUAUUUACUUAGAUGCUGGAAGUACUGAGAGUUUUCAGUUUAUUGGGGCAUUCCCUUUGUUUCUGGAGCUCGGUGCUCGUGCGGUUUGCAGCUUGGAGAAUAUGUCCAUUCUUGAUGGGGUUGUUGACUGGAACACAACUUUUGAUCCUGCGAGGAGGAUUAGGACACUUUUCUCAGGGAAACGUUGUUGACUGGAACACAACUUUUGAUCCUGCGAGGAGGGUUGUGGUCAUUACAUCGUGCCUUCUGAGUGACGCGCAUCGAUAUAUUUUACGCUGCCUGAGCAAACUUCAAACUGUUCGCCACUGUGUUAUAUUUACAUCUAUUUCAGAGGUGGCUCACUCAGCAUAUCCUGAUUCUCCUCUAGGCCUUGAUGCAUUUCGUGAAUAUAAAUCUUUGCUCCUUCAAGAUUAUGAGGAGCAUGCUAAGAAAUGCCCGACGAAUUCCAGAGAGCCAGGCAGCACUGAAUUCACGGAAAGUAUUGUUCCUGAAGAAGAAGGCUGGUCACAACUAUCGUCAAUUGAAGAUGAUGUUUCUGCCUUGGAUGACAAUUCAGAUGCAAGAGUGUCAUGCAAAGAUGAUUCAAUUGUUCAGUCAGAAGAUGCAGGACAAAAGUUGAUUGUUUUUGUGCUUCACUUCCCUUUGAUUCUAUGUCCUUUGUCCCCACGAGUCUUUGUCUUACCUUCAGAAGGAUCAGUUGCUGAAGCCUGCUUAUCUACUGAGCAUGAGAAUUCCAUAAGCUAUGGCUUGCCUCCAUUAAGUACAGGGACACCUACCGAUGCUGAUGACAUUUCUCCUGGAGCAACCCUUACUGCUCAAUUUAUUUAUGAUUUGGCCUUGAAGAUGGAUCUGAAACUUGAAAUAUUUUCUCUCGGCGAUUUUUCGAAAACUGUAGGAAAACUUUUGACUGACAUGUCUAGUCUUUAUGAUGUUGGUCGUCGUAAACGAUCAGCUGGGCUUUUACUAAUUGACCGCUCACUUGAUCUGCUUACUCCUUGCUGUCAUGGGGACUCACUGGUGGAUCGCAUCUUCUCAUCUCUGCCUCGUAGACAACGGACAAAAUCUUUAAAUCAUGUGAGAGCCUCCCAAAGCCAACUUAUAAAGGGCCCUGUUAAACUAGAGCGUGCUCCUCUUGAUGUUCAGAUUCCACUAGAAAAUAUUGUCAGGGAAGAAGAGUCCAAAAACAGUAAUUUCCAGCUUUUAGAAAGUAUACAGGCAUUUUUGCAUGGGUGGAAUACUACUGCCUUGGAUACUAAAGUUGUUGAGUUGGUGAAAUUCAGUGAUAGACUGAAAGAUGAAAAUUCUUUGCAACAUUCUGAGAGUGAGAUACUCCAUGGAUCUUUUGUUUCUGCAGAAAAAUUUGAUGGAACACCAUAUCUCGAAGCAAUACUUCAGCGGAGGACAAAGGAUGGGUCAAUUUUGAUAAAAAAAUGGCUGCAAGAAAGCUUAAGUCAAGAAAAAAUAUCUCUGGAUACGAAAAUUCAUCCUGGUUUUCCGUCAAAUUUAGAAUUGCAAAAUCUGGUUAAGCCACUGGCUAAACGGCGGUUAUCUUUAGUGAAAAAUAAAGGAAUCGUUCAGCUAGCUGCAGCCACAAUACAUGCUUUAGAUGAACAACAUACUGCUAGUUGGGAUGCAUUUAGUAGCGCAGAAAAGAUACUGCAUGUAAAUGCUGGAGACACAAGCCAAAGCCUUGCUGCUCAAAUUAGUGACCUCAUUAAUAAGAGUGCUUUUGUGGGUCCUCAAGCACAGAAGCACAACAAAACGGAGGCCUCCCAAGGAUUAGUUACUCUUCAAGAUGCGCUGCUUCUGACCAUUAUUGGAUAUAUAUUGGCUGGUGAAAAUUUCCCAACUUCUGGUUCUGGUGGUCCUUUUUCUUGGCAAGAGGAGCAUUUCAUGAAAGAAGCUAUUGUAGAUGCGGUUCUUGAGAACCCAGCCAUGGCAAAACUAAAAUUCCUCCGAGGUUUGUCCGAAGAGCUUGAAUCCAAUUUAAACAAGAUGAAAUCGGAUGAGAAAAAGGAAGGUCCUUCUAAUCAGUUGGAUGAUGCUGAUUUUGACGAUGAUCAGUGGGACAGUUGGGGUGAUGAAGAUGCUGAUAAAGAUACAAACAAAGAGCAAGCAUUUAGUGAUGUGCAGCUGAAGCUAGAGCUUCGAGAUAGGGUGGACAAUCUUUUCAAAUUCCUCCACAAGUUAUCCAGCUCAAAGGGAAAUACACCUCUUAGAGAGGGGAUAUCGUUCAACUAUGAUACAUAUUCAAGUAAAACAUUGCUUAGUAAACUUCUAACAAGGGUAUUGAGCAAGCUUGACGUACCUGGCUUAGAGUACCAUUCCUCAACUGUUGGACGACUUUUUAAAAGUGGGUUCGGCCGGUUUGGCAUUGGACAGGCUAAACGGAGUCUUGCAGACCAGAAUGUUAUUCUGGUCUUUGUUAUAGGAGGCAUCAAUGGUCUUGAGGUACGGGAAGCUCAGGAGGCAUUGAUCGAGAACGGCAGGCCCGAUAUUGAAUUAAUCAUCGGUGGAACAACUUUUCUAACCCCGAACGACAUGCGUGAAUUACUUUUGGGCGACUCUAGUUGUAUUUAAGCUUACCUGUGUUAUGUGUGGCUUUUAGCUGCAAAUGUAGGUGUAAACAUGCUUCUUCAUGCUAUGAAGUGAUAUCCAACUUGUCAUUCUUUUUCCUAUGGACUUGGUUGGGUAAAAUACUACUACUAAUUUUGACCUUUAACAACACACUGAUAGCAUUUUUAUUGUAUUUUUUUUUCUUUGUUUGGAAUGAUGAACAUGUUUCUUAUUUACGGAUUUAUCCAAUGAGAUCUUAUCA
Messenger RNA from Olea europaea var. sylvestris, 3296 nucleotides. RefSeq names its product sec1 family domain-containing protein MIP3. The record is from RefSeq and is a predicted model, not a curated record. NCBI's taxonomy places the organism in Eukaryota, Viridiplantae, Streptophyta, Magnoliopsida, Lamiales, Oleaceae. Bases 491 to 3058 code for a protein of 855 amino acids. Gene Ontology annotation, biological process: intracellular protein transport; vesicle-mediated transport. The transcript has 9 exons.